Molecule: messenger RNA, 3102 nt
Organism: Dipodomys spectabilis (banner-tailed kangaroo rat)
Lineage: Eukaryota; Metazoa; Chordata; Mammalia; Rodentia; Heteromyidae
Gene: Exo1
Product: exonuclease 1
Exons: 14
Coding region: 373-2886 (837 amino acids)
Biological process (GO): DNA recombination; mismatch repair
Cellular component (GO): nucleus
Molecular function (GO): DNA binding; 5'-flap endonuclease activity; metal ion binding
Source: RefSeq, a predicted model, not a curated record
GCCUGGAGCUGAUCUGUGCCACAUGGCGCUCACUCGCUCUUUCGGUGCUGAAGAGGAGAUAAUUACUCGAGAAUAUUUAGUUGGCCUAGAAGAAACGGACCCAAGUUUCACCAAACACAUAGUAUGUCCAUUUUCCUCAGCGUGAACAAAUACCUUGUUAGGAGGUGUAUUAUCGCAAAGGUAGUGGACUAAUUGGUUUUCUCGGACUGUGGCUUGAGGAUCACGUGCAUCCGAAUUGCCUGCAUGUGUAAAAUCCAGCCACCUCCUACACCUCUGGAACUGGGAGCUGAAAACUUGUGAAUCCCGAAACUUGAGAACUGCUGGACCUGAGCAUCAGUGCUUCCUGUUGUGUCUCCAGGUUAGUUUGGCACUAUGGGGAUACAAGGAUUGCUACAGUUCAUCAAAGAAGCUUCUGAACCUAUCCAUGUGCGGAAGUAUAAAGGGCAGGUAGUAGCUGUGGAUACCUAUUGCUGGCUUCACAAAGGAGCUAUUGCAUGUGCUGAAAAGCUAGCCAAAGGUGAACCUACUGAUAGGUAUGUAGGAUUUUGUAUGAAAUUCGUAAAUAUGCUACUGUCUCAUGGGAUCAAGCCUAUUCUUAUAUUUGAUGGAUGUACUUUACCUUCUAAAAAGGAAGUGGAAAGAUCUAGAAGAGAAAGACGACAAAGCAAUCUUCUUAAGGGAAAGCAGCUUCUUCGUGAGGGGAAAGUCUCAGAAGCCCGAGAAUGUUUUACCCGUGCCGUCAACAUCACACAUGCUAUGGCCCACAAAGUAAUCAAAGCUGCCCGGUCUCAGGGAGUUGAUUGCCUUGUGGCUCCAUAUGAAGCGGAUGCUCAGUUGGCCUAUCUUAACAAAGCUGGCAUUGUACAAGCGGUCAUUACAGAAGACUCUGAUCUUUUAGCAUUUGGCUGUAAGAAGGUGAUUUUAAAAAUGGACCAGUUUGGAAAUGGCCUAGAGAUUGAUCAGGCUCGGCUAGGAAUGUGCAAGCAGCUUGGAGAUGUAUUCACUGAAGAGAAAUUUCGUUACAUGUGUAUUCUUUCAGGCUGUGACUACCUCUCAUCUCUGCGUGGAAUUGGAUUGGCAAAGGCAUGCAAAGUACUCAGACUGGCUAACAAUCCAGAUAUUGUAAAGGUUAUCAAGAAAAUUGGCCAGUAUCUCAAGAUGAAUAUAACAGUACCAGAGGAUUACAUCGAAGGAUUUAUUCGAGCCAAUAAUACUUUCCUUUAUCAGCUAGUUUUUGAUCCUGUCCAAAGGAAACUUGUCCCUCUGAACGCCUAUGAAGAUGACGUUGAUCCUGAAACACUAAGUUACGCUGGGAAGUAUGUGGAUGAUGCAGUAGCUCUUCAAAUAGCACUUGGAAAUAAAGAUAUAAAUACUUUUGAACAGAUCGAUGACUACAAUCCAGACAUUACUACGGCUGCCCAUUGCAGAAGUAAUAGUUGGAAUGAGAAGGCAUGUCCAAAGUUACCUGCUGGAAGUAGCAUUUGGCAUAAGAAUUAUUGCUCCAGACUUGAGCCGAGUAAUGCUUUCGAUGCUACACAGUUGAAGGAAAAGCCAAGUACCUUGGGCAUUAAACAAGUUAUUAGUACCAAAGGAUUAAGUCUUCCAAGGAAGUCAUCUAUGGUGAAAAGACCACGAAGUGAAGAGCUGUCAGAAGAUGAUCUGUUGAACCAGUAUUCUCUUUCAUUUAUAAAGAAGACAAAGAAAAUUAAUUGUGGAAACAAUAAAUUACUCAACUCUUCUGAAAUGCUUGUGCCUGAACUGGGAGUUGAAAGUACUCUAAUGAAAAGCUUAAAGACGCCACCGAAGUCAAGGAAUAAAUUUGCAACAUUUUUACAAAGAAAAAAUGAAGAAAGUAGUGCAAUUGUAGUUCCAGGGACUAGAAGCAGGUUUUUCUGCAAUUCUGUGGAUUCUGCUGACUUUGCACCAAAGACAGUCAACACUCAGUCUCUAAAUGGCACUGCUGUCACCGAUAAUGCUGCUAAUCUUGGUGAUUCAGAUUGUCCAGACCUAGAAGACCAGAAGUUGGUUGACACAAAUAUCAUGCAUAAUUCAAGGGACCAGAUUUCUGAUGAUGUGACUGUGUUUGCUGAUGAAGAGUCUCAAUCUACCAAAACCAGCGAAUUCACACAGAGCAUUUCACCACCCACACUGGGGACACUAAGGAGUUGCUUUAGUUGGUCUGGAAGUCUUGGGGAUUUUUCAAGAACUCCAAGCCCUUCUGUAGGCACAGGCUUGCAGCAGUCUAAAAGGAAGAACGAUUCCCCUCCUUGUCUGCCUGAGAACAGUGCUAUGUCUGUUCUGUCUCAGCCAAUGAGUGAUGAGUCAGGCGAUGAAUCUCGGCUUUUACAGGAAACAACCUGGUCUUCACAGUCUCAGGAAAGCACAGUGUCAUCCCCACACAGUUUAAAUGCAUCAAAACUUUCUCAGCCUUCUAGUAAGGAUUCUGAUUCAGAGGAAUCUGAUUAUAACAUUCAGUCACUUGAUAGUCAAGGUAACCAGAACUUCAAGGAACGUUUAUCUCAUUUUUCAAAGAAGGACACACUUCUAAGGAAGAAGGUUCCUGGACUACAUAAGUCUAGUUCUGCAGAGUCUCUUUCUGCAACCAAGAUCAAGCCCCUAGUACCAGCACGAGCCAGUGGACUGAGCAAGAAGCCAGCAAGCAUCCAGAAGAGAAACCAUCAUAACUCUGAGAACAAGCCAGGAUUGCAGAUAAAAAUCAGUGAGCUCUGGAAAAAUUUUGGAUUUAAAAAAGACUCUGAAAAGCUUCCUUCUUAUAAGAAGCCCCUAUCUCCAGUCAGGGAUAACAUCCAGCUCACUCCAGAAGCGGAAGAGGAUAUAUUUAACAAACCCGAGUGUGCACGUGUUCAGAGAGCAAUAUUCCAGUAGUGUAGCUGCUGGUGACUGGUGUCUACACGAACAUCAUCUGUUUGAAUUCCCUGCUUGAAAAUGGGGCACUUACCAGCCUAGAAAAUUUAUUCUUAGACCAAUUUUAUUUUUAAAGUAUGCAGAAUACAUGUUGUAUAUUACUUAUAUAAUUGUUUCUUUUCCCCAGCUUUUUAUAUUUUCAUAAGAAGCUAAAUAGAAUAAUGUUCUGGCAUUUUC